CUCCUUCAUUCAAAUACUAUAGAGUGAGGCAUCUGAUCAAAGUUCCAUCACAGAGUACGCUCUCGUUCGGAUCACUCGAAAUGCAUCUUCUCGACUUACCACUUGAGAUAUUCCGACAUAUUAUCGAGAUAUAUUUAAAUAGCCUACCAUUUCUGAUGGCUUCUGAUAUGAAAACCCACAACUUGUUAACAGGUUCUUUCAUCAAGAAAUGACACGAACUACUUGCAAUAUGCUCCACCGCUCGGCUCUACAAUAUUUCCCUACUCACUACCUCCAGCGCUGGGCAUUCACGAAAUACGGCGAUAAUUAUCUCGGUAACACUAUCGAGAAUGUCAGUUUACAAGCCAUGAAACACAACCGUUAUAGCGAAGCGGAAACUUCGGCUAUCGAUGAAGGAUACCGAAUCUCCUUGCUCGUAUCACAAGCAGCCAUCGAAUUCAUGGAUAAUGGGGUAUUUGCGGUAUCUAGCGUACUGAGAGGGAAACGAAAACCUUUGCGCAGUGACCGACACUGCCUAAGUGAUUUAGAUAUUAUCAUUCAAUUCGACGCGUAUGAUUUUGCCAAAUCAAUGGCAAACAAAUUUGGUCAGAAAAGUGAUGCACCAGAGCACGUUCUAUCUACAGCAGCCUAUCUGGGGGAUAUUUCCCUAGUUGAACAUUUCCUUGAACAGGGCGUGGAUGUGAACGUGCGAAGUAAUAUCAUUGGUCCGCCAUUGCGAAAUGCCGCGUUGAGAGGUCACUUGGAGAUUACAAGGCUUCUGCUAAAUAGAGGAGCCAACGCAGAUGAUGGGUGCUUGCCCGGAACUGAAGAAGGCUGGCAAGUAGUCAAGGAACAGUAUUGCAAGAAGACUUCUUUUGAGAAAUGGAUUCCUGGUCCCACUGAUUACCCCUAUACUGCUGUCGAGGCAGCGGCUCGAAAAGGUCACAAAGAGAUACUGCAACUUCUUCUGCAACCAGAAUUUGGCGUUUCAAGGUCAUCUUAUAGCUACCUGAGGUCAAUUACGUUUGCUGCUAUAGGAGGAGAUGCUGAGAUGUUUCGCAUUCUCACUGAGACUGCGAACUACAGCGCUAUUUCAGAGGAAACACUUCAGGAUCUCUGGUACUUCUCGCUCCGCCAUGCAGCAGUCUCAGGUAAUAUCGAAACCAUUCCCCUACUGUUAGAUAAAGGAGCAGAGAUCAACCGAGAACACAAUGACGAAGAUCAACUUGAAAGAAGCACGCCAUUAGGACGUGCUGCUUUCAAUGGCCGCAAUGAAGCCAUAUCACUGCUACUGCAAAAAGGGGCCGAUAUCAACGGCGGGCGUAUUUAUCCACUUUACCUGGCAAUUAAGAGGGGAUUUCGCCGGACUGUGGAGUUGCUGUUAGACCGGGGUGUUGGAGCCGAUUCUGUCGAAUCUACGUUUCUAGAAGUUGCAGUCCGGUAUGGCCGUUCAGAUAUCGUCCGAUUAUUCUUUGAAAAGUGUAUGUAUGAGAUGCCUGAUGGGUUUGAUAUUGAAGAAUGUGACAUGCACCGUCUGGGAAAACUGUUAAGUGUAUAUGUGUACUGAAAGUACUAUAGAGAAAACGGUGUCAAUUGGGGUACGCAUGGACAAUAUAAAUGAUAUUGUGGUGUAUAACUCUUCAUUAUCG
Aspergillus glaucus CBS 516.65 is the source of this 1628-nucleotide messenger RNA. RefSeq names its product ankyrin repeat domain-containing protein. Gene Ontology annotation, molecular function: protein binding. The transcript is spliced from 2 exons. Bases 209 to 1546 code for a protein of 445 amino acids. Lineage: Eukaryota; Fungi; Ascomycota; Eurotiomycetes; Eurotiales; Aspergillaceae. The record is from RefSeq and is a predicted model, not a curated record.